Chara braunii is the source of this 1356-nucleotide messenger RNA. NCBI's taxonomy places the organism in Eukaryota, Viridiplantae, Streptophyta, Charophyceae, Charales, Characeae. The record is from the annotation of a GenBank genome assembly.
GCAGCCAAAGCGUAAUCAGCCCCCACCUGCGGCGGCCCCCAUGGCCCUGAAUCAAGGACGAGUGGCCGCUUUGAUGGAUACGGACCAAGGAGGAGAACUCGUGGCAUAUGCCCCAGAGCAGCCUUCCCCUUCGAUGGCAACGGCGUCGACCUCGAAAGCUUCUUCCUCUGACGCUGCUGACGUGGUCGAUCCUCUCGAGUAUCUUCAUCUCGCAGGCAUGAUCGGAGCAAUCCGAUCGGCCCCUGAUGAUCUCGAAUGGGUCGAUCGCGAAUCCAAUCCUGGACCGCCGUUUCAGACAGGAGACACUGGCGUAUUGAAAACGCUCAAGCAACUAGAUAUUCUCCCUCUUAUCAAUCUUGGACAUUGGCGACUGUGGCGCGAAACUUUUGAGGAGCUGUCUUUCUGCUUGGCCAAAGUACAGGUGACGUGGACACAGACCAGCGGGCAUCCUGCGUGGAUCGAAAAUCCAGAGCUGCUAAUCAUCCAAGCUUGGAGGACUAAUGCGGAGGGCGAUCUUCUUGGCUUUCUCUUCGGAUCGGUACAGCCGAGGCGCCGCCAGCUGAUUGCGCAGGAGCUCAUCGCACCGAUCGUGCAAUUGGCGGACGAUCUCUCGCCCGAUAUCUAUUUACAGAGUGACGACAGUCCUGUUCCGUACAUUUUCGAGCGAUCAUUGAAUCCGUACCUUCAGUGGACUGCGUGCUUGGAGGAACCUAGGGACGAGGAUACGCUACCAUCGCGGCAGGAGUAUCUGAAGCCGUACGAGAUCAUCCCUCACGCCUUCUAUCCGAGGGCAGAGGAAGUGGUGAUCGACGACGACGGCGAAGAAGAAGAGGACGACGACGAGGAAACAUCGGAGGAGGGAAGCUAUAGUGAACAUAGUAAGGGCGAGCUGAGCGAAGGAGAAGAGGAGGAAGAAGGAACCGGAUCUGAGUGGGAAACCCUACCGGAGGAAGCGACACGUACGGAAACAGAGGCGGAAGAUCCGGAAGAGGCGCGAAAACGCGAAGAAAUUGCCACCGGGAAGCGCCAGCUGGAGUUCGCCAGCGAAGCUAGCCUGCCCAUCAGUAGCGAUCCGACCAGGGAUCCAGAGCCGCCAGAGCCCGAAGAUGGCGACCCUGCAACCGCCACCUCAAGUACCGCGCGACGGAGACAGAGUCGAUCCCCCUCCUCCUCCAGCCCCACCCGUCCCCCAGUUCGCCCAUGUACCGAUGCGGGCGAUGGGCCUUCGUUCUCGGACGCUGUCCCGCCGACCCCUUGAUUUCCUCAUCCUCGAGCAGAUCCGUACCCCCGUCACCUUCCCUCCCCAUCCCUUCCUUCCCUAUCUCUUCCGCGACUUCUACUCUACCCGCCUACUCG